Molecule: messenger RNA, 2112 nt
Organism: Malassezia vespertilionis
Lineage: Eukaryota; Fungi; Basidiomycota; Malasseziomycetes; Malasseziales; Malasseziaceae
Exons: 1
Coding region: 1-2112 (703 amino acids)
Biological process (GO): amino acid transmembrane transport
Cellular component (GO): vacuolar membrane
Molecular function (GO): amino acid transmembrane transporter activity
Source: RefSeq, a predicted model, not a curated record
AUGCCUGGACGAGCAGCUAUCCCUGUACGCGGCAAGGAUAGCCGCGGUCGUGCAACACAAGUCCGUGAAAUUACGGCAAGCACGCCGUGGCGCAGCAGUUUGGAUCUUGUAUGGUCUUAUUCGCGCUCCCAAGCGUACUUUGGAGAUAAUAUUACUACCUCGCCGAGCUUUGUCGACCGACGCUGGCGCGGCCCUUCCGAAGCGGGCGCAGAGAUCGAGGCUGGGUACCACCCCGAGCUUAGCGAGUGGCGCACGAGUGCGGUUUCCGGGGGAGAUGCCUCAUCGGGCGAGGAAGACACCUACUUCGACCAAGCGCGCGUACGCGAUCGAGUCACCACUUCGCUGGAAACGGAGCAGUAUUGGCGUACGCUGCACGACGAGCAAGACCUUGAUUUAGAGCGCGGCCGGCCCAUGCACAAGACGGAGCGUAAAGAAGGCUUGCGUGAUGGCCAGGAUGAGAGUGCGAGUGACAGCAGUAGCCGGAGUCGGAGUAUGAGCCCCAAGCGUCUUGGGCUAUACCCCCGCUCAAACGUCCGACCCCAAUACUCUGCUGACGACCAUGCACCAAGCUGCCCGCCGCGCGAUUCCUCCACGUUUAUGAGCACGCGACAGCGCUCUUCUUCGCGGCACCAAACACAACUGCGUUCUGCGGCCCCACAACUGCUCGAUCCGUACCGUAUCGACGAGCAGGCGCCCUUGCUGCGUGGCAGGAACCAGGUGCCAGUCUACAUGAAUAGCGUGCGUGAUAAAAGCCACGGCCACCGUGUGUCACAGCCUGCGGAAGUUAACGCGCCGAGUUCAUAUGCGAAAAGCACCUUUUGGCAGACGUGGUUCAAUACGGUAAAUGCAAUCGUCGGCGUGAGCAUCCUCUCGAUGCCCCUUGCAUUUGCAAACGCUGGCUGGGUCGGUGGCGUGGUCAUCUUUCUGCUCUGCGGCUGGGUGACUAACUACAGUGGCAAAGUGCUCGUGCGGAUCCUCGCGCAGCAGCCGCAUUUACACACGUAUGCUGACAUUGGCAGCUACGCCUUUGGCCCCAAGAUGCGGACCUAUAUCAGUUUCUUGUUUUGCUUUGAGAUGUGGAUCGUCAGCGUCGCGCUCGUCAUCCUCAUGGGCGACAAUCUCUCUACACUCGUGUUUGGCAGCGUGGGCAAUGCGUGGGUAGCGACAGGAUCCAAGGUGCUCUGCUUUGUGAUUGUGUCGCCCACGUUGCUCAUGCCGCUCUCUUUUCUCUCACCAGUCUCGCUGAUUGGGAUCGUGAGCAUUCUCGUGCUCUUUGUUGUGAUUAUGAUCGAUGGCGUGGUCCAGAAACACGCGCCGGGCAGUCUAUGGGAGCCAGCACAAACAUUUUUUUUUUCUUCAUGGACGCGAAUGCCCAUAUCGUUUGGGCUCGUCAUGGCUGGCUUUUCCUCGCAUCCUGUUAUACCCUCACUCUACCGCGACAUGAAAGAUCCCAGCCAGUUUGACAAAAUGCUCGAUCUUGCGUAUCUCACCGCGGCUGGACUGUACUUCUCUGUGGCCACAAUUGGCUAUCUUAUGUUUGGCAGCGCGGUCUCUGACGAAAUUACGCGCGACUUGGCAAGCACGGCUGGAUACCCCUAUCUGCUAACGAGCUCGGCGGUGCUGCUCAUGACCAUCAACCCGAUGACCAAGUUUUCACUCGCACUGCGCCCAGUGUACACGUCUGCAGAGCGCUGGCUAGGCAUCCUCGAAGGCGUCGUUGCUGCCGUUCCGCGCCCCUCGGAAAAUAGCCAAAGUAUCGACUCGCGCGAGGAGCCUGACUAUGCUGCGGCCGCUGCUUCUGCCAUUGGCGAUGCACGCGUGCCUGUUUCAGAGCCACGCAGGCGAAUAAUGGCUGCACUGGUCCGUACAGGCCUCGCUGUAAGUGCGUUGCUUGCGGCGAUCAUCGUGCCGAACCUGGAGCGUGUGAUGGCAUUCCUCGGCGCAUUCCUCACUUUCAAUACGUGUAUUCUCGGGCCGCUCCUGGCGAACAUGACCCUGUUCCGCUCGAAGCUGUCGAACUUUGCUCUCGUGCGCGACUUGCUCAUUUUAAGCGGCACGUUUGUCCUCGCCAUGGCCGGAACGCUCGGCGCACUGUGGCCAAGUCGUACGUAA